AUGAUGGCGCCUCUCGUCGCGGCAGCCGGAGGGCGAUCGCUCCUCGAGCAAGCGACGAGGCUGGCGGUCACAAUGGCGCAAGGGGCGCGCGGUGGGAUGGGAGGAACGAAGGGGAUGGUUCAACUGGCACGAGAUGCGAAGCCGACACUCGGACGGUUACCCUGCUGUCCUCGUCCUCUUCCCUUGUCGCCGCCCCGGCAGCCUCGCUUUGCCAUGCCUCGACAUCCGCACGUACGCUCGUCGAACGCGUACGCUCGACAUACAGCCGUCGUAGGGUCGACGCUGCUCGUCGUGCUCGGCGGAGGGGCCGUCUUGUCCAAACCGCUACUCAUGCAGGACGAGGACGAUCCAGUCGCGCCGUCUUCUGCACGACCUAGCUUCUCGUCGACUCGAUCAGCUCACAACAAGUGGCUCUCGUCGGCGGGAGGACAUGGAAGUCGGAGACCGAGCGAAGUGAGCGUCUCGACGCAGACGAGCGGCGACACGGCUUUCGAGGAUGCGGACGAAGGGUCGGACAGGGCUUGGGGGUCGCGGACGAGUUCGUGGUCGAACUUGCGGGCAGCGUCGUCGCGACGUGGCUCGAAUGGAAUCGCGGAUGGGCACCCUGGACUUGCCACCAUCUUCGACAACUCGCCCUUCAUCCCGACCGUGCCGUUGGUCGACGACUUGGGUUCGCCUGAGAUCUCGUACGGCUAUGCGCGUGGGAGUCCAGGGCGGGAUCAGGAGCGUGAAGGGUUCGUCCAGGAGGAGCGGGAGCACGAGGAGGACUCGACGGACGAGGACAAGCGCGGUAUGAACCUCUCGCGUCGAUCGCACUUUCGCACGUCCUGGCACGACCGCUUUUCCAAGCUCGCGGAGGACAUUCGAGUCGAACCAGCUCACGACGCCGACCCGCUCGACAUCGACCUCGACUUUCUCAAGUUCGGGUCGUCCGAGCCGUCCUCCUACAUCCCGCCCGCCCGCAUGCCGACCAUCUACGACUUUGCCGAGAUCACCGAAGCACCGAUUACGCGCCAAGUCUCGCCGCCAGACGACUCGCCUCUCGCCGACUCCUCCGCCCGCUCAGGAACACCCUCCCUCUCCCUCACACCGUCCAUCUCAUCCUCGUUUCCUUCGCCAAGCACGCCACACCUCUCGCACGUCUCAUCACUCUCAGACGGCAACCCCGCAUCUCCCGCACCUUCCAGCACUGCGACCCUCUCUCUCCCGCCCGGCGCCGGUACUCGCCGCUCAACUUCUCCCAGCUACCUCGUCCCCGGCCCGCGCCCGCCGCUUGACCGCCAAACGUCAGACGACGUCGUCGCCUCUCGCCGGUUGUCGAGCGGACCCGGCGGGAUGAGCUCUUCAAAAUCGACGAACCGAUUGUCGGCGAUUUUGACGGGCGGGUUGGGUUUUGGGCGCAGUCGGACAAACACCGAUGCUGGCGACGGAGUGCGGCGACGACGAACAGGCUCAGACACCUUGCCGUCGCCUCGUUCCGCACCUCUCUCUUCCGUGCCGUCCUUCUCGUCACUCACUCGAAGCGAGUCGCCGCAGCCUCUUCGCUCGCACUCGCCUUCCCUCCGCCGCGCCUCUCCUCCUCCUCCCGCCGCUCGCCCGCCUCCCUCUACGUUCGCAUACUCCUCUCUCACCCAUUCGCCCGAUUCGAGCCGGACAUGGCGUUCGACGAUGGACAACCGAACGUACUCGCGCCUCCUUGCCUCGUACGGCGAUGUCGAGAUGCGGCGUCAGGAAGUCAUCUGGGAGCUGAGCGAGACGGAGCGCAUGUUUCUCGAGUCGAUCAAGGGCGUCAUGCAGCUCUUCACGGUGCCGCUGAGAAGUCGGAACGGCACGUGGGUCAAAAACGUCCCGCCGCCCGUCUCGCGCCUGCUCGAAUGGCUCGACGAAAUUAUCGUCCUGCAUUCGCAGAUGCUCCGCACCCUCCAGCGCGCGCAGGAACACCAAUCGCCCAUCGUCACCCACCUCGCCGACUCGCUCCUCCCUUUCGUCUCCCGCCUCGAAGCCUACCAACCCUACCUCAUUCGCUUCGAAGUCGUCACCAACUUGAUUGACGAGCUUGCGGCGAACCCGCUCGACCGGUUUGGCGAGUUUGUCAGGCUGCAGAGUGGCAGGCCUGAGUGUGGAGGGUUGUCGCUUGCGAGCUUCUUGCUCAAGCCGGUACAGCGGUUGAUGAAGUACCCGCUCUUUUUCAAGCAAUUCUGCGACCUCACGCCUCGCGACCACCCCGACUUCAGCGCCACCCUCGUCCUCUACCAAUCGACCGACUCGAUGAUUCGCGCACUGGAAGAGGUCAAGGCUCGCGAAGACGAGUACGAGGAGCUCAAGGCGCUCGAGACGCGUCUGCGUGGGCUGCCCGAGGGGUUCAAGCUCGCGAAGCGGGACAGGGAGCUCGUCUUGCAGGGCACGCUGAAGCAGGUGCACGUACCUGAGCGGGACAGGGCGGUGUUGAAGAUGGAUGCGAGGGCGAGGGCCAAGGCGCAGGCUGUGCGGGACCAGCAGGCUCGUCGACCGAAUGGCGCCCCAGGUCCGCGACUUCGCACGUCGCUUCCUCCUCCGCCGCUUCUCACACCUCGCGACGGCUCGAGACCGGUAUCAACUGUAUCUGCCGACUCAAGCUCGAGUUCUGUUUCGGCUGGCUCGUCAUCCGCCGCGACUUGGACGUCAGACACCUCGUCGAACGGGUGGAUUUCGCCGGCGACGCCGGUAUCGAACAAUGGCGUCGAUCGCGGAGGGUGGAAGCGCCGGCCGACCUCGAUGAUCUCGACUGCCUCCUCCGCCUGGAGCGAAGACUGGCGCCCUCCCCCUCCGGCUCUUUCCGACUCACACUCGCACACCGGCACGAUCAAACCUUCCAAGCGCCCCUCCUCGCCGCCUUCCUACUUUCCCCCUCUCACGACGUCCUCAACUCGUCUCCUCAAGACCCGCGCGAAGGAAUCGACGGUUCAAGUCUUCGUCUUCUCUGACGUCGUUAUCCUCGCGACUCCCAAGCGAGACGACUUGUCGAAGAUGCUGAAGGGGUCGAGGACGAGUUUUCGCGAGGGUGCGGACAAGGCGGCGAGUUUCAAGGUGCUGGAGGGUGUUGGCGUGGCGCGCGUGUUGGGCGUGACGGACUUUUCCGGCAAAACGGAGCACGAAAGUCUCGUCGAACUUGACUUGGCGCCGGUCCUCAAGGAUUCUGCGCGACUCGUUCCCGGCUCGACAACUAGCUCCAUCUUCCUCACGCUCCCGGCUACCUUGACCCCCUCGCCGGGGUCUUCCACAUUUCCCACCGCUUCCCGCCCAGGCUCGGCACACGGCACGCCCUCCCCUUCUUCCCCCUCGACCGCCCACCUCGACCGCCAGCGCUGGCUGCGCGCCUUCUCUCUCCCGCUCGACUUUGCACAACAGCAGUCCCUCGCCUCGCCUUUGAACGGCUGUACGACGCCCAUCACGCAAGCCGAGCGACACUUUGCCUCGACUGCCCCGUCGACCUCUCUGCGCGGCCGCGAGGGUGCCGACACCGAGCGCGAGUGGUGGACGCAGCGUCUGCGCAUCGUGAGGAAGGAGAUGGCGGCUGAGGGACGGUUCGUCUCGCCCGAGACGGUCAGCCCUGAGUGGGCUUUGGCGAAGUUGGCCCCGUCGUCGUUGUCGGCGUCGACUCGGGCUGCGACGGGCUUCCAGGCUGGCAGGGUGCCCGAGGCUGGUAGUGCGGAUGGGCAUGGUCUCGGCAUCGACUCGCUGGCGUACUCGUUCGGCAGCGGCGGAGGGAGGAGGAGGACUUAG
This is a messenger RNA of Rhodotorula toruloides NP11, 3762 nucleotides long. RefSeq names its product Rho guanyl-nucleotide exchange factor. The transcript is spliced from 4 exons. The record is from RefSeq and is a predicted model, not a curated record. Bases 1 to 3762 code for a protein of 1253 amino acids. Lineage: Eukaryota; Fungi; Basidiomycota; Microbotryomycetes; Sporidiobolales; Sporidiobolaceae. Gene Ontology annotation, molecular function: guanyl-nucleotide exchange factor activity.